GCUUCACAAAUUGUAACACUUUUCUGCCAAGUGUUACCAACCAUGGAAGCUCUACGCUACACCGCCAAAACCAAAAAACUUGAGUUGGCUAAAACUGAAGUCCCUAAAAUCACUAGCCCGGACAGUAUUUUGGUCAAAGUGGCUUAUUCUGGGAUUUGCGGAACCGACUUACACAUAAUCCAGGGGGAAUUCCCGUGCAACCCGGACCGCACUUUCACCCUAGGCCACGAGUUUUCGGGCACUGUGGUCGAAGUGGGCCCCAAAGUGACCAAUUUUAAGGCCGGUGACCGGGUUUCAGUCGAUCCGAACAGUGGUUGCAAAUGUUGCAAGUUCUGCCAUUCGGGGAAACCCCACUUUUGCAAAGUGGGGGGAAUUAACAACACCAUCGGGAUUUACCGAGACGGUGGGUGGGCGAAUUACGUGGUCUGCCCCGAGGAGCAGGUGCACAAACUCCCUGACAGCAUCACCCUAGAGCAAGCCGCUUUGACCGAACCGGUGUCGUGUUUGGCCCACGGCUGGGACAUCGUGAGCCCCAUCCACGUCGGGGAUAAAAUCCUAGUGACGGGGGCGGGGAUUAUUGGGAAUUUGUGGGUUUGCGCCUUGCAUCUGCAAGGUCACAGGAAUGUCACAGUUUCCGAACCGAAUGCCUCACGAUUGGAGAUGUUGAAAAAGUUGAAUACGGGUUACAAUUUAAUUACACCUGAUCAGUUGAAGCGGAAUCAAGCCGCCGAUCCGAAUUACCUCUUCGACGUGGUCAUUGAUUGUAGUGGGUUUCCCCCAGCUGUGGAGCACGCUGUCUCGCUUUUGAAUUCUGGCGGGAAAUUGUGUAUUUUUGGGGUGGCGCCCCCGCAUGGUAAAAUCACGAUUGCUCCGUUUGAUAUUUACAUGAAGGAGAUGAAAAUUUUCGGUGUUAAUAUUAACCCGUUUAGUUUUCCCAAAUCGUUGGGCUUGCUGGAGGCAAUGGGUGACAGAUACAUGAAUUAUAAUCUUUUGGGAAUUAGGACGUUUGCUCUGAGUCAGUACCAGGAGGCCAUUGAGUGUCUGAAGAAGGGCACGAUUGCCAAGGCAGUAUUUAAGCUGUGAAUUUGUUAAAUAAAAAACUGUUGGAAAUUUU
Molecule: messenger RNA, 1114 nt
Organism: Tribolium castaneum (red flour beetle)
Lineage: Eukaryota; Metazoa; Arthropoda; Insecta; Coleoptera; Tenebrionidae
Product: D-altritol 5-dehydrogenase
Exons: 5
Coding region: 43-1083 (346 amino acids)
Molecular function (GO): zinc ion binding; oxidoreductase activity
Source: RefSeq, a predicted model, not a curated record